Messenger RNA from Anthonomus grandis grandis, 1575 nucleotides. RefSeq names its product COP9 signalosome complex subunit 2-like. Gene Ontology annotation, biological process: protein deneddylation. The coding region runs from base 107 to 1420 and encodes 437 amino acids. The transcript is spliced from 5 exons. Gene Ontology annotation, cellular component: COP9 signalosome. The record is from RefSeq and is a predicted model, not a curated record. Lineage: Eukaryota; Metazoa; Arthropoda; Insecta; Coleoptera; Curculionidae.
UAUUCCGUCAGCGUCAAGAAAGACGUCUGUCAGAAACUAAAACAUCGUGUGCCGUUUCGAUAGUCUUUAUCUAAAUUAACCCCGGUUCUAGUUUUACUUGAUAAAAAUGAGUGAGGAAUACAUAUUUGAUACUGAAUACGGUCUGGAAUACAGUGAGGACAGUACGUCCGAGCCGGAUGUCGACUUAGAAAAUCAGUACUACCUUGCGAAAACUAUGAAAGAAGAAAACCCUAGAAGCGCCAUACCAGCAUUUCAAAAGGUGUUGGAUAUCCAAGGUGAAAAUAAAGGCGAGUGGGGAUUUAAAGCCCUAAAGCAGCUAGUGAAAAUAAAUUUCCAGUUAAAUAACUAUGGGGAAACGAUGUCACAAUAUAGAGAACUGUUGAGGUAUAUUAAUCACGCGGUCACCAAGAACCACGGCGAGAAGUCUAUUAAUUCCAUUUUGGAUUACACCUCGAAUUCUCGGGAUAUUGAGCUUUUGCGUAAGUUCUACGAGACUACGCUGGAGGCUUUAAAAGUUGCGAAGAAUGAGAGAUUAUGGUUUAAAACCAACACAAAACUGGGAAAAGUCUACUUGGAGAGACGGGAGUACUACAAAUUAGCCGGUAUAAUUAAAGAACUGAAAAAUAGUUGCAAAUUUGAAGAAUGCAACGACGUUGACCCACAUAAAGGCACUCAAAUGUUGGAAGUAUUCGCAUUGGAAAUACAGAUGUACACCGAGCAAAAGAACAAUAAAAAGCUUAAGGAACUGUAUGAAAAAUCCCUUAAAAUUCGUUCAGCGGUGCCGCAUCCUUUAAUAAUGAGCGUGAUACGAGAAUGCGGUGGCAAAAUGCAUUUAAGGGCGGGCGAGUAUGAAAACGCUUACACGGACUUUUUCGAGGCAUUUAAAAAUUACGACGAGUCGGGUAACCCCCGCAGGAUUAAUUGUUUAAAGUACCUAAUACUAAAUAGUAUGCUGAUGAAGAGCGCAAUCAAUCCUUUCGACUCUCAAGAGGCGAAACCUUACGCUAAUGACCCAGAGGUAAAAGCCCUUACCCUAUUGAUAAAUACCUUCCAGAAUAACGAUAUGGAGGGAUUUGUUGUUAUAUUUGAAAAACAUAAGGAAUCCUUAAUGAGGGACCCUUUUAUUCGUGAACACUUAGAGGAGCUGUUAAAAUACGUGCGAGGCAACGCGAUGCUCGGAUUGAUAAAGCCCUACCGAAAUAUCCGGAUUUCUUUCAUUAGCGAGCAACUCGGCAUGAACGAGGAGGACGUUGAAAAUCUCCUGGUUUUAUAUAUUUUGGACGGCCAUAUUAAUGGAAGGAUCGAUCAAGUUAAUAAAAUAUUAAGGAAACGCGAACAGUGUGAAAAUAUAGAACAAUAUGUUGCUCUAGAGAAGUGGGCGAAUAGUUUAGCGACUGUCAGUACUACAUUUUUUACUUAAAAAGUUUUCCCAUUUUUGUAUUUUGCAGCAUUUUUUUUCCAUUUGCUUUGAUAAAAAAUAUCUUGGAUUAUAUUUAUGUUAUUUCCUUUCACAAGAUUUGAAUCCCUGCAUUUAUUUGAUUUUUAAAUAUUUUCAAUAAAUUUUUAGUAAAUAAA